UUCCGAGUACGAGCCGUAAACAAAGAAGGAGAAUCAGAUCCACUAGCGACGGAAGGAGAAGGCUUUUUGGCCAAAAAUCCAUAUGAUGUACCCAAGAAAACUGAUAAACCAGAGGUGGUUGACUGGGACAAGGAUCAUGUUGAUUUGGAAUGGAAAGCUCCUGAUGAUGGCGGCUCACCAAUUGAGGAGUAUGUCGUUGAGAUGAAGGAUAAACACGGAAACUGCUGUACUCAAAACAUUGUCUUCGAAUUCCAGGUACCGGGUUCUGAGACAUCUGCUCGAGUAGGCAAUCUGAAGGAAGGAGAGGAAUAUCAAUUCCGUAUAAUUGCAAAAAAUAAAGCGGGGUACGGUGAACCGUCAAAUCCAAGUGAUCACGUCAUCGCAAAGCCAAGACACUGUGAGAUUUGCUUUUAA
Messenger RNA from Gongylonema pulchrum, 414 nucleotides. The record is from the annotation of a GenBank genome assembly. Lineage: Eukaryota; Metazoa; Nematoda; Chromadorea; Rhabditida; Gongylonematidae.